This is a messenger RNA of Closterium sp. NIES-67, 2475 nucleotides long. Lineage: Eukaryota; Viridiplantae; Streptophyta; Zygnematophyceae; Desmidiales; Closteriaceae. The record is from the annotation of a GenBank genome assembly.
CAGAAGGUACAGACAAAGAACUGACGGGGGGUGAUGCUACAGUGCAGUACCAUCCAACUUGAAGGCCACCAGUGGGUGCGGCGCUCUCCCACUGGGAGCGCAAGAGCGCUAAGAGCGCCAGAGCGCAACCGGACUCCGACCCCUCGGGGAGGGGGGGUAUACCGUGGGUCGUUUCUUUGGCACAUGGGGAAAGGGGGGCGCAAUACGACUCCGGCGGAUGCGUGAGCACGCGCAUGGGCCAAGCAACUUCGAGCUGUUUAGGACCAUGGCGCAUCCAGCAACUCAGCUCAAGCGCUGGCCACCACACGACUGAGGCCGGCAGCCAAAGAAGGGUGGAGGUGGAGAGGGGGCAGCGGCAGAACCUUGGUUUCCGCUGUCUCUCUGCGCGUCAGCGCAAGGGAUGCAGUUGGGGCGAACGGACUGCAGACUGCGGGUGGUUGAUGCCGCGGCGAGGGGGACUGGCAGCGGACCAAGUACCGCACCUGGCAGUCUCCUGAGGAGACUACCGCAACUCCUUCGAUGAGGACCUCGGUGGCCUCCGUCUCCGAGGCAGGGAGAUACAGUAGCAAGUCGUAGUACUACUGCUAGGAGUAGUAGUCUCUUGAAGCGUCCCAGGAACUGAGAUUGUCUUUCGUUUUCCGGUCGCACCAGUGAUAGUAGUACUACCACGCCGCUGGCAUUUCCAAGCUGAGUUGUUAGCAUCCAGACUGUCGGGCCACGAUGGGAGCUACAGCUUGCUGGCCGAUCUGCCUGGCUGUUGCCCUCUCUUUCACGAUUCUCGUCCGCGGAUCGACAGAGAGAGAAUCCGUCUCGGAAUACCAGACCAGCAGCAGCCAAGCCUCGAGACCCCGUCUGGUGGGGAGAGUGAGCCAGUUUGAGAAAGAGCUGGGCUACUUUCUUCCAAGACGCUACAGGACCCAUCCAGAGCGAGUUAACCUCGUGACCCGUCCGCUGGGCUUUCCUCUCGACACCUCUCACCUGCCUAACGUUAUGAUGGGCUUCUUUGAGCGAUUCCCUCUCCACGCGAGUCCCCCCGCCGACUUCCCCAGCUCAAAUGACAGUUCAGGUGGCUCAUUUGACCGCGCCUCCGGCGAAUCCAACUGGGCAGUCAAGCUGGGCUGCCACGGCCCGCCCUGCCCCUCUUUUGGUUCCUGCACCGCCCGUUUCCCCAACGUGCAAGCCUGCUGGAACGACCAUCUCGUGGACGACGCAGACGACAAACCCAACCCCCCUAUAAACUGCCCCAUUAAAGCAAGCAGUGCCGGCAGGUUGGGUGUGGAGUUCGAUGCGUCGUGUUCCCACCGGGAGGACUUCAUCCCGCAUGCUGCAUCUUCGUUGCAGAUGAUUCGCCUGGAAGAUGUGUUUGUGACCUAUGACGGUUACACUGUGAACCAGUCGCACGUGUUCGUGCGAAAUGGGUGCCAACGAUUCUAUAGAAAGGCCAAGUACAAGCCGCAGCACAUGGUGCACGAGAUGCCAAGGGCGGUGUUCAACUGGGCGCACCAGCCUGGCAGCAACUUCUACCACUUCAUGGUGGAGCUCGUUCCGCUCUUUGUCGUGGCGGCGCCCCUCAUGGCGUCCACGCUGCGCCACCUGACUGUGCUCGUGCGACACACACAGUGGCUUCUCUAUGAGCAACUGGCUGCUCCUCUCAUCGGCAUCCAGCCCGGUCAAAUUCGCCUGCUGCCCACAUUCGUCGGUGACCUUUUUCAUGCCGACGUAGUGUACCAGCCCAUGUUCCAGGACUGCGACCAUCCCAGCCAGGCUCUCUGGCGUAUGCUGCGGCGUCGCCAUCUGCUGCACCCCGCUGGCCUCCCUCUCUUCCACCCCGACUGGACCUAUCGUCACCAACGCCCGCUCUCCGCCUCCCAGGCACGCGCCUUUCCCUCGGACUGGGUGGUGGUGCUGGCAAAGCGCCCGGAGGGGAAGACGAGAUCACUCGUGAAUUUCCGGGAGGUGGAGGAGGAGACGGUGCGUCGGUUCGGGCGCGAGAGAGUGGUGGUGUACGAUGGAUCACUCUCGAUCCUGCAAGCCCGUGAGCUCUUUCGGCGAGCACGGUUCUUCAUAGGAGGCCAUGGAGCGGCCCUCACCAACAUGAUCUUCAUGCCAGAAGGAACUUCGGUCUUUGAGAUUCGGCCAGAGGAGAGCUUUGUGACCGUCUUCCACGUCCUCGCCUCUGCCUGCUCCCUCCGCUACCACCUUGUGUUAAGCAAGGGCGACCGCCUUUCCACUGCUGUAGCAGAUGUGCCUAGGGUGGUGAAGGUGCUUGAUGAUGUUCACAUGUGGUUUCAAAAGGAGGAUGGCAGUGGUGUGCGACAAAAAGAGCUCGCGCUGUUAGGAAAUCAGCCCGGCUUGUAGAGCAAAGAAGCAUUCGCUGAAGCUCGUCUCAGAGUAGAAAGUGUUUUACUAGAAUGGAAUAUAACUUAUGGUGUUGUACUCUAUAUGAGCAUGCACUUAUCUAGCCUAUAACAUAUA